AUGUCGGCGGAACCCAAACUAAACAUGCUACAUGCACCAGAUCCCAUGGAGGCAGUCGUUGACAUAGUUGCUGUUCAUGGAUUGAGCGCCCAGGCUUCCUCGUGGUUAUCACUGUUGCUUCCUCGCGAUCUGCCUGGCGACAGGCUUUCCACCUUCGGUUACGACUUCGCCCUCAGGCGCAGUGAUCCAAUUGAGAAGCAGGGCCAUUACCUACUGGAAGCUAUUUACCAACCACAAAGUGCCGACAAUACUCUUGACCGCCCGCUGGUCUUCAUCGCCCAUAGCCCAGGAGGUCUCAUUGUCAAACAGGCAUUGAUCUGCUCACAAACACGUGCGGAUGAUCUAGCUUCCCGCGAUGUACAAGUCCGCAACUUCGCCCAGCAUGCGAAAGGCAUAGUCUUCAUCGGUACUCCCCAUUGUGUCAACGAGCGCGCCGAUUGA
Molecule: messenger RNA, 441 nt
Organism: Cladophialophora bantiana CBS 173.52
Lineage: Eukaryota; Fungi; Ascomycota; Eurotiomycetes; Chaetothyriales; Herpotrichiellaceae
Exons: 2
Coding region: 1-441 (146 amino acids)
Source: RefSeq, a predicted model, not a curated record